GAGAGAGAGAGAGAGAGUGGUUGUUGAAGGGGGGAGAGGUCAGGUUGAGAAAGAAAAGGAAGAAAGCUCCACAUCACAGCCGUCUUCUUCCUUCCAGCUUUACCUUGAGGUACCCGACAUGGACCCGUCUCCCCUCCGGAACCACUCCUCCAACCGGACCAAUGAGAGCCUCGUGAAUACCAACACGGGCACCACGGUGGGCGCCCUGAUCCUCAGCCUCGUCUUCCUCCUGGGUUUCCCCGGCAACCUCUUCAUCAUCUGGAGCGUGCUGGCGCGCGCCCGGAGGCACUCGGUCACCACGCUGCUCAUCCUCAACCUGGCCAUCGCCGACGGCUCCCUGAUGGCCCUCACCCCGUUCUUCGUGGUCUACCUGGUGAUGAAGAGGUGGGUGUUUGGCAACGUGAUGUGCAAGCUGCUCUUCUACCUGUGCUUGGUCAACAUGUACGCGUCCAUCCAGCUCAUCAUGCUCAUGAGCAUCUACAGGCUGGUGGCGGUGCUGUGGCCGCAGCGCGUCACCGUCAUCACCGGCCGCAAGGCGGUGCUGCGCGGGCUGGCGGUGCUGUGGGUGCUGGUGAUGGUCGCCUCCGUCCCCGCCAUGAUCUUCAGGAAUGAGAACCGGGAGGGCCACGCCUUGGUGUGCGAAGCGGCGCAUCAGGAACGCAGCCACGUGGUCCUCCAGUACACGCUGGAGCUGGUGUUGGGCUUCCUGGUUCCCUACGCGGUCAUCGUGGUCAGCUACAUCUGCAUCCUGCGGCGCCUCCGGCAGACCAAGUUCCGCCGUCGCAUCCGCAGCGAGAAGCUCAUCCUGGCCAUCGUGUUGACCUUCUGCCUCUUCUGGUUGCCCUACCACGUCAUCAACAUGGUGCAGGUCACAUGGGCUUUGUGUCCAGAAGGUCAAGUAAAAGCAACGCUGAACACCAUCUGGCACAAGAGCCGUGCCGUCACCUCGUCCAUCGCCUUCAUCAGCAGCUGUGCCAACCCGGUGCUCUACUUCUUCGCGGGGAAGUCGUACAUCCGGCGCGAGGGCCUGGCGUUCAUGGCCCGCUUGUUCGAGGGCACGGGGCUGGACUCGGCCACCAGGAAGAGCCGCCAGAACAGCCAGAACAGCCGCGACAAAGAGAAGGACGCCGACGCCGUCAUGCUGAAGGACAAAGACCCGGAGUCGGUCACCAACUCGAACUCUAACACCAAACCGGUGAAGAACGGUAAGUAGAGGACACGAGGCUCCGCGGGCUGGAAGCCGGUGUCCCCCCCCCCCCCCCCACCCCCCCAGCUGGUUACUGCCACUCAAGGAAAGACACGCUGGUCCUGGGUCAGCUGGCGGCCUGAUGCAUCCUUUUGAGCCGGUGCUUAAAACACAGCUGUUUAUAGGCUGAGAUAUGAACCUCGCUCUGCUCUGAACUGUGUUUCAUGUGGAGAGAAAUGUGGAGUAUCAUCCAGGACCCCGGCGGUGCCUUAUGGAUCUUUUUUUAUGGAUUUUUUGUUUGUUAAUGCAAUGUUUUUGUUUUUUUGACAACGCCUGCUGUAAGCACCGGAGCGAGGACACACUCUAUUCCCUCAGUGACGAGCACAAAUCCAGAGCUUCUUCCAUCUGUUGGUCUGUUUUAAAGCUGUUUUAUUUCUGGCCACACGGGGGCAGUAGAGAGCAAGCUGUAAACACAACAAUGACCCUCUGGAGGUGAUACGGUGGACGUGUCGUUUGAUGCUCAUGAGACCAUGAGAACAGGGAAUGGAAACCAUAAUGUUGUGUGCCGUAAAAAAAUAAAAUAAAGAAAAUGAGCUGAAAGAAAACAUAAAUACAGCGUUGGGCUGACGGGGUGAUUCACUGUUUGUCACCCGUUGCACAUCACAUUCGAUUUCAUUGCCGGCAUGAACGUGUUGACUGGUGCAGCUUUAAGGAGACGACAAUGAACUGGAAUGAAGUGAAUCAUUUUAAUUUAAUUUUUUUCUUCUUAGAAAAAGAGAGGUUCGUGUGUUACGCAAUGAGCUGGACAUUU
Messenger RNA from Cyclopterus lumpus (lumpfish), 1997 nucleotides. RefSeq names its product leukotriene B4 receptor 1-like. The record is from RefSeq and is a predicted model, not a curated record. The transcript is spliced from 5 exons. Gene Ontology annotation, molecular function: leukotriene receptor activity. Gene Ontology annotation, cellular component: membrane. Gene Ontology annotation, biological process: immune response; G protein-coupled receptor signaling pathway. NCBI's taxonomy places the organism in Eukaryota, Metazoa, Chordata, Actinopteri, Perciformes, Cyclopteridae. Bases 119 to 1213 code for a protein of 364 amino acids.